AUGCCGGGUUACGAUAUUAACCGAUUUGUCAAUUUAAGUCAAACAGAUAGGGAUGAAUUGGUUUGCAUUAUAUGUAAGGAUAUAAUGUGCUCACCACUGGUCGCCCAGUGCUGUCAACAAGCAUUUUGUGAAGAAUGUAUAAACAGAUGGUUGGAAUCAAACAAUACCUGUCCUUAUGAUAGAAAACCAUUGACUAUAAAUGGAUUAUCACUUCCGAUGAUAGCGAUAUCAAAUAUAUUAGCAAAGUUACAAAUAACAUGUGAGUAUAAAGACAAUGGUUGCGAUCAAGUGAUAGCAUUGGACCAAUUGGACAAACAUGUUGUCGAUUGUAAGUUUAGUCCUAAAAAGUGUGACAAAUGUCAGUGCAUUGUAUCGCAAGUGUCCAAACAUGACUGUAUCAGUCAAUUGCUUAACAAACAAUCGGAAAUGCAAACUAAGAUUAGGUAA
This is a messenger RNA of Oppia nitens, 447 nucleotides long. Its product is annotated as E3 ubiquitin-protein ligase NRDP1-like. The transcript has 2 exons. The coding region runs from base 1 to 447 and encodes 148 amino acids. Lineage: Eukaryota; Metazoa; Arthropoda; Arachnida; Sarcoptiformes; Oppiidae. The record is from RefSeq and is a predicted model, not a curated record.